Messenger RNA from Phytophthora megakarya, 270 nucleotides. Lineage: Eukaryota; Oomycota; Peronosporomycetes; Peronosporales; Peronosporaceae. The record is from the annotation of a GenBank genome assembly.
AUGUGGGGGAAUGCGUGGAUUGUGAAACGGGAAAAGGAAAAACCGGAACUUGCUGGCGACGUAUCCGUUCCAGAUCAUUGCGACGGAUCACAUACCUUCGCUGCCCAGAUCUCACAAGGGGAGCACGGAGUUAUUGAUCUGGGUCUAUCCGUUCAUAGGCGAGCGACGAUGGUAUAUCGGCCGCAAGUCAACGGGACCGCUGAAAGAAUGGUGCAGACUGCGACCAGGGCGCUCAAGAUGUACGUUCGCGAUCUGGAUAAGAAGGAUUAG